AUGUUUCGAAGUGAAGAUGUAAGCAUGGUAAGACUCUACAUCUCACCAGAUAUAGCCAGGAAUGUAAUAGAAGAACUAGGACAAAGGGAUAUCCUGCACUUAAUUGAGACAAAACAAAAACCCACAGAGAAGUCACAGCACGCCCUCGAUAUGGAAAGAAUCCUAGCCAGAAUCGCAUUUCUCUCAAAUAAACUCACAGAAAGCAAAGUCACAUACAUAAAGGGCACUAAUAUACCACCCUUAAGCACAACCAUAGAAGCACUUUCAAAGUCAAUUGAGAAGCACUAUUACAGAAUAGCACAAUUAUCACAGAUCAUGAAAGACACAAAAGAAUCAAUUGAGAAAUUAGAAGAAGACGUAUUAGUACUACAAGAUAUAAAUAGACUAACAACAGAAGGAUUUAAAGACCUGGAAUUUGAAUCAAAUAAGAUCAGAGUAGGCCUAGAAUACGUAGCAGGCGUAAUCUCAAAAGACCAAAUAUUCACAUUAGAAGCCUUCUUAUGGAAAUCACUCCAUGGGAACUUGUGCUUUGUCUCAGUGGAAAUGACUGAUCCACAUAAAAUGGGUUUUAUUUGCUUCACUCAUGGGGAAAGAGCAAUUGAAAGAGUCAGAAAUAUUUGCACUAGAAUUAGUGCCAGAAUCAUAACAUACGACAGCCCAGGGACACAGCAGAAACAGAAUGACCUAUUAAAUGUAUCUGAGAACCUGUCACACCUGACUAAACUCCAUAAAAUCAACGAAGAUGCAUUUUCAACGGAAAUUAAAACAGUCUCCAGAUCAAUUGUAGAGUGGAAAUAUUACAUAAUCAGGGAGAUAGAGAUAGAAAUAGCCUUAUCCAAACUAUCCAUAACACAAGAUAAAGCAUAUCUAACAGGAGAAGGCUUCAUUCUCACAAGAAAUGAGAUAAGAUUUGGACAACUCAUAAAGAAGAUCAGUGAAACACAUGGAGAUGCUGCAGCAGAGAUAAUCUCAGAUGAAAAUACAAUUAAACCCACAUACUUUGAUACUAACCCAAUCACACAGUGCUUUCAAGACCUGACUAACGUAUACAGUACACCUGCCUAUAAGGAAAUUAACCCAACAAUCCUCUCAAUCACCACAUUCCCAUUCUUAUUUGGGGCAAUGUUUGGUGAUGUAGGACACGGUAUAAUAUUCAUGGGAAUUGGAAUAUUCUUUAUACGUUGGAAUAAAACCAGUAAUAUGCCAGAUAUGAUUAGUCUAUUAUACAAUGCCAGAUACGUUCUUGUUAUAAUGGGCAUAUGGGCCGUAUACUUUGGCUUCUUAUAUGGGGACUGCAUGGGAUAUGCAUUUGGUCAGGAAUUAUCAGCAUAUAAGGGGAGUACUAAGAUGGGUAACUGUAUCUUUGGAAUUGAUCACAGCUGGCACCUGGCCAGUAAUAGUUCUGUCUUCAUAAAUUCCCUCAAGAUGAAAAUGAGCAUAGUCCUGGGGUUUAUACAUAUUACAGCAGGAAUGUGCCUAGGUCUAAUUAACUCCAUAUAUAAACAGGAUAAUAUUUCCAUUAUAUGCACCCGUAUACCACAGUUCGUUAUAUUUAUGGGACUAAUUGGAUAUAUGGUAUUCCUGAUUAUUUUGAAAUGGUGCACAGGUGGUGAUCAUUGGCCUGGUAUUAUUUCGAUACUAAUUGAUAUGUCUUCAUUUAAGGCACCUGCUGUACCCGUGUACAUGUACCAGAAUAUUAUUGAGAAAUUCAUUAUGAUUAGUGUAUUUAUAUCUGGGCCUAUUAUGCUACUGGGUGAACCCGUAUACAGGACCAUUUAUAAAAAUAUUCCGAAGGGAAGUACGUUGGCUGAUGUCUGGUUGCACUCAUUAAUUGAAGGAAUUGAAUUUACAAUGGGUUUGAUAUCAAAUAUAUCAUCAUAUCUGCGGUUAUGGGCUGUCUCAUUGGCACAUGCUGAACUUAGUGCUAUUUUAUACAGUAAGACACUCGGUAACACAGAUCUAGGUAUAAUUGCAUGGUGCCUUGGGAGUGUAAUAUGGGGAUGUGCCACAAUUAUGCUGCUAAUUGGCUUGGAGGGACUUAGUGCCACACUGCACAGCCUCAGGCUGCACUGGGUAGAAUUUGGAUCAAAGUUCUUCAAGGGAGACGGCGUAUUAUUCACGCCCUUCACGUUCAGGCCAGGAACACUCCUAAACCCAGACAGAGUACCAGGUGGUGAGGAGUAA
Nematocida ausubeli is the source of this 2184-nucleotide messenger RNA. RefSeq lists its product as uncharacterized. Gene Ontology annotation, molecular function: ATPase binding; proton-transporting ATPase activity, rotational mechanism. Gene Ontology annotation, cellular component: vacuolar proton-transporting V-type ATPase complex; vacuolar proton-transporting V-type ATPase, V0 domain. Bases 1 to 2184 code for a protein of 727 amino acids. NCBI's taxonomy places the organism in Eukaryota, Fungi, Microsporidia. The record is from RefSeq and is a predicted model, not a curated record. The transcript has a single exon. Gene Ontology annotation, biological process: vacuolar acidification; proton transmembrane transport.